Molecule: messenger RNA, 1902 nt
Organism: Pediculus humanus corporis (human body louse)
Lineage: Eukaryota; Metazoa; Arthropoda; Insecta; Psocodea; Pediculidae
Product: zinc finger protein MSN2, putative
Exons: 4
Coding region: 1-1902 (633 amino acids)
Biological process (GO): actin filament bundle assembly; positive regulation of actin filament polymerization; actin crosslink formation
Cellular component (GO): nucleoplasm; cytosol
Molecular function (GO): protein binding
Source: RefSeq, a predicted model, not a curated record
AUGGCGAUACCGGAUAAAUCAAAUUGGGGAGAAGCAUCAUUAGCAAGAGCGAUGUAUGCUUAUUUAUCCUCUGGAGAAAAUCAAUUGAGUUUUUUGGAAGGUGAUAUUAUUGUUUUAUUAGGGGAUCGUAAUAAGGGAUGGCAAUUUGGUGAAAAUUUAAGAACUCAAUGCAGCGGAUGGUUUCCAUUGGCAUAUACGGAAGUCAUAGCAGAAGAUCCGACAUUAAAUAAUUCACCGGUCGAAAGAAAAGUUGAAACCGUUACGAAUAAUAGCACGACAGGAACCCUCGGGGGAAACAGCAGCAGACAUGGCGGAAAUACAAACAAACCCUCACCGACGACAAUGUUUGGUGAUACUCUCCUUCAUAGAAAAAUGACAAAACAGAGUGGACCGAAAAUGCCAAUCGUAACGAGUUUGGGUCCCCCACCAUCUCUUCCAGCUCCCAUUCCGGAACUACAUCAAAGAAUAACCCGAUCCAUAACGACAACUGCAAUGGUUCAUCCUCCCCAACCGAUUGUCAGUCCAAGAAACGAUGCUGCAACACUGCCAAAUAAAAGAGGAGGAAAUAAUCAUCCUCCUUCGAUGCCUUCUUUGCCUCUUCAUUUGAGUAACAAACGUGCUAAUGGAGCUCCCGGUAGUUUACAUUCAAGCAACGAUAGCGGUUUUAGUAAUGAUCCACCACCUCAACCGGAAGUUGAUUAUUCCGAUGAUGAUUCAUCAAGAGCUCCACAAAAUACUCUUAGCGAUGCAACUUUAAGAGCACCAACGGAAGCUAAAAAGAAAGAAUUAUUGUCUUCGGUACGUGGAUGGCUUUUAUAUAAAUCAGCACUUGACCUUUGGGAUGACGUAAGCGAUCAAAACACAUUGAAAAAUUCAACGGUCACGCGUACGUUAUCAACAAGGCAAUCCUCCUCCAACAACCACAACGGAAAUGGAAAUACAAACGUGAGUCAAAAUGAUCCGGUUGGAACUUUGGGAAGAUUCGGAAGUAGCGACAUGUUGAAACCGACGCCCAUAGCCGUAGAUAAAGCAUCAUCGCAAUUAAAUAAUAGAAUAACAGUUAAAAGAACGAAAUCCCUUUGGAAAUUCAAAAGAUCCCACAAAAAUGAAAUAUUAGAAGGGAUGUCCUUGUGGAAGCACAGGAGUUUAAUCGACGUGCGAAAUCCGGAUUCGAAAGAAAAUCAAAAUCAGUCCGAUCAAAUGUCAACGAACGAGGAAAAAACAGAAAACAUAUACGCAUCCGCGGAAAAUCUUCUCAUCAAAGAUAAUACUAAUCAAAAAUCCAUAGAUAAAAUAAACAAUGAAAAAAACACGAGGAAAAAUGUUAAAAACGAAAGCGGCAAAGAUCAGGAAGAUUAUUAUUCUGAUGACACGACGAUUUUAGACGACGAUUCGGAUUCGGUCAUAGUCGUGAACGACCAUAUAAAUUUAACGACGAAAAGAAAAAAUCGUACAAAAUAUGUCGAAAUAUCGAAUCGUUCCAAUAUGUCGAAAUCUGGAACUCUUAGAGAUAACGGUGAUAAAUACAACGAAAUGUCGUCCAACAGUCGUUCGGAUUUAUCGGAACAAACGGAAACGGAAACGAUCGGAAAGGAAAGUUUUUUACCCCGUAUGAAAUUAAUCAAAUCAAGUUCAAACGAUAUAUCGAAUAAUCAUUUUAUCGAAAGAGAUUUAUCUAAUAGGAAACCCUAUUCGACGUGGAAUCCGAAUUUGAAAAUAAAAGAAAGUAAAAAAUGGCGGGAAAACGAUGGGAAAACGACAAAUUUUUACAGGGAAAAAUCAAAUAACAAAUUAAAAGAUGCACCCAAAUUAAUUAAAGAUCAAUUGAGAGUGAACGAAAGCAAAACUAAAUGCGGUCCAUGGUAUGAUUUAUGGGGAGUCGAUUCUUCCGUUAAAUCGUAA